GUGAAACUACUGUAUACUGGAGUAGUACCAGGCCUUUGGUUCCCCUAAUUAAUGCCUAUGACUUUGUAUAGCAGAUGAUGUGUAGUUUGUUGCCUUUAAAAAUGGAGCAAAUUAUUUUUUUAGUUAGAGGAUCAAACUAGCCUGAGUAGUUAAGCCGUACCAAAGAACAAUCUUCAUUGGAUACUCUUCAUCAAUAUCUAAUACUCAUUCUUACUUCAUGGAUCAAGAAAUAUCAGAAUUUAUGAACAAUAAUGACUUCUUCAUUUUAAGUUCAGUUUUUUCUAUUGCAGCACCAGUGAACGAGCCUGAGGAGGUGAUUUCAAUUGAAUAUAACGAUACUAAAAAUGAGUCAAAUAUCUCGAAGCAGGAGCCAUCACUUCUGAAUUACAUUAGGAAUCUGGAAAAGAGGAUAUAUGAAACUGAAAAAGAGGUUAUCAGACUAAAUGAAUUAAUAACACAACAUCAUGACGAAACAACAAAGAAUGUAUAUCGAAUCACAGUGAACCCGAGGCCUUUUACAGAAUGGGUGUCCCUCCCAUUACAACACACAUCAAGUAUUGACACUUUUGAUGUAAAUGAGACACGGUACAUGAUAAUAACUAGCGACUUCAGUGAGAUGGACACUAAGAUUGUUUCGGUGUACAAGAUAACAAGAGAGGGACCAACACAUGUACAUAAUAUAACACUUCCUGGAGCAAGAACAACAAAAAGCUUAAACAUAAACAACAAAGUUUAUACUGCUAUAGCCUGUGAAAAUCCCCACAAUGACAAAAAUGACGUGCACAUCUACACUUGGACGGAUGACGAGACUUUGAAACUUUUACAGACUUUUGAUGGAGCUCGUGACCCUACAUUUGGAAGGACAACAAGUCAUAGCAUAUAUCUUGCCCUUACGAAGAACGAUGGAGAAUGGUCUACUAAAGUAUAUAAAUGGGACCAUAAAGAUAAUCGAUUCCAUUCCAUUCAAUUUCAGGAGGCCAUACGUGGAGCUAAACCAAAUUUCUUUUUGUUAAAAAAUCAUCUAUGGCUAAGCACUUCAAACAAGUUCAGUUCAAUCAUUUAUAGGUGGAACGAGCUUCGCUCCAGGUUUCAGGUUUAUCAGAGAAUACCAUUACCCUCACUGGAAGCAAUGGAUCUCCAACCUAUGCCUAUUGAAAGCCAUUACUUCUUAGUAGCCACCAGUUUGGAAGGACCCUCAUUAUUGCUUUAUAAAUGGAGUAGCUUCAGGGAGCGGUUUGAAAUAUUUCAAAACAUCCCAGCAUUCAAAAUCAAAGCACUUGACAGUUUUAAUAUCAACAACUACGGACACUUUAUCGCUAUGGUUAAAGCAUCGGACACAUCAGCAGGUACAAAAGAGCUAGUUUUUUAUAAAUUCAGUGGAGCAGCCACAAACGACUUAUUUCAAAGUAUCACAGCAGAUGAUCCAUCUUCUGUUAAAGUGUUUCAUCAUCACCAUCGGUCCAUAUUGGCAAUAGGAAAUGCGUUAUCUCUUGAUCUGUUCAAGUUGAACGAUGCCUAGCUCAUGGAUACUGAACUUUGAUUAUUGUUACAUUUCUUUUAGUUUGUUAUUUUGCUCCCAUGUCAAUUGUUUAGUUAUGUAUAGAUCUGUUGUCCUUUCUUUUUUUUCUAUGUUUUUUGAUUUAAUACUUAUUUUUAAAAAAAAAUUUUAAUUUAAAGUUUGUCCAUAGUGAGCACUUGAGUGGGUGUAGAUCUACUAAUAUACGUGUACCCGUAUAUCAACCAUACACUCUUUUAUCAUUGAGCUUUUAAUUAGCUAGUCCAUAGUUAGGUGUAAUCAUGUAGAGUCUAGUAGAUCUACGUUUGUUGUACUUCUCUAAUAAUCUGAUAUCCUUUAAUCACUGAUGACGUCAGGCAACCUCCUGCACUGCACUGCACUGGACACUGAAUAGACACUGAAAGUUCUCAUGAGUAGUCCAAGCAUGCAGCUCAGUUAUUAAGCAGUUGGUUUAAGUCUAAUCCAAGAAGGUGACAGUCCACUCCCCAGCAAUUCUAUUUUUUAUAGAGGAGCACAGGCUGACUUGGAGAGAUUAUAAUUAAACCUGGAGACUCAAGAUACAUGUACUGCCCUGGAGGACACAGGGCCACGGUAGCACUGGCAAAUGACUACGAAGUACGAACAUUAAGACACUGAAACCAACCAAGCAGGUGCAUGUCACACUUCCAGUCUUCGAAUCCACACCAGGAGUCAGGUGACAGACACUGACAGCUAGGAGAUGA
Messenger RNA from Amphimedon queenslandica, 2238 nucleotides. RefSeq lists its product as uncharacterized. The transcript has 6 exons. Lineage: Eukaryota; Metazoa; Porifera; Demospongiae; Haplosclerida; Niphatidae. Bases 218 to 1519 code for a protein of 433 amino acids. The record is from RefSeq and is a predicted model, not a curated record.